CACAGUUGAGAGCUCAGAGCUCAGGCGGAGAUUGGGCGGGGGCGGCCAUGACCACUCUGUUUUUCUUAAAACAUUUAAAUAAAUUUUACAACCAAAUACUGAUUCUAUUAUAUUUAUACUGCAGAUACUGAAUUUCUCAUAUAGUUAUAGAUAGGAAACAUCACAAGAUUCGAUUGCGAUACCCUACUCACUCAAGUAACAUAGCAGAGUCGGAGAGACUGCAGCGAGAGAUGGCGACUGUUGUGGUGCUUAAGCCGCUGAUCAACAUUGCAACUGCUUCGUCUAAACUCGACACAAUUCCCUUUCUCUUCUUAAACCUCCGAUCCUUUUGUUGCUCCUCUGCCGCCGAAGCACAUAUCAGAAAGUCACUGCAGUGCUUCAGAAUUAAAUACAGAGGAUAUUGUUCUUGCACUGACAUGGCAACUGCUUCUCAAAUCACUUAUUAUGUCCGUCUGGGUGAAAUUGAAAUGGCACGAAAGUUGUUUGAUCGAACUCCACAAAAAACUAUUGCCUCAUGGAACUCUAUAAUAUCUGGCUACUUUCAGUACUGCCAGCCGAAUGAAGCACAAUGCUUGUUUGAUGCAAUGCCAGAAAAGAAUACAGUUUCUUGGAAUGGCUUGAUUUCUGGGUACAUUAAGAAUAGGAUGGUAAAGAAAGCUAGAGAAGUAUUUGAUCUAAUGCCUGAAAGAGAAAGAAAUGUCAUAACCUGGACUGCCAUGGUUAGGGGGUAUGUGGAAGAAGGUUUGGUUUCGGAGGCGGAGGCAUUAUUUUGGCGGAUGCCAAUGAAGAAUGUUAUAUCGUGGACAGUAAUGUUGAAUGGGCUGAUCCGUGAAGGCAGGAUUGAUGAGGCUAAAAUAAUUUAUGAUCUGAUGCCUGUGAAGGAUGUUGUCGCCAAAACUACUAUGAUAGGAGGGCUAUGCUCAAAAGGUCAGUUGGAUGAGGCACGGGAGAUAUUUGAUUGCAUGAAGCAGAAAAAUGUAGUUUCUUGGACAACGAUGAUUUCAGGAUAUGUACAGAAUGGGAAGGCAGAUAUCGCUAGGAAACUCUUUGAGGUCAUGCCUGAAAGAAAUGAGGUAACUUGGACGGCAAUGCUUAUGGGCUACGUUCAAUGUGCGAGGACUGAGGAUGCCUGGGAGCUUUUCAAGGCUAUGCCAAUCAAAUCAGUUGUUGCUUGCAAUGCAAUGGUUAUUGGGUUGGGAGAGAAUGGGGAAGUUUCUAGAGCAAGGAAAGUUUUUGACCUGAUGAGGGAAAAGGAUAAUGGGACCUGGGAGGCUAUGAUUAAGAUUUAUGAGCGGAAAGGAUUUGAAUUAGAAGCACUUAGUCUUUUUCGUCUGAUGCAGAGCGAGGGAGUCAAGUCACAUUUCCCAUCACUAAUCAGUAUUCUUUCAGUUUGUGCCACUCUUGCCACUCUAGAUCAUGGUAAACAGAUACAUGCCCAAGUAUUGAGGUCCAAGUUUGAUGAUGAUGUAUAUUUGUCAUCUACUUUGAUGACUAUGUAUAUGAAAUGUGGUGAUGUUGUCAAGGCGAAAGUAAUAUUUGAUAGAUCUUCUUGCAAGGAUAUAGUGAUGUGGAACUCUCUUAUUACAGGUUAUGCCCAACAUGGUUUAGGAGAUGAGGCGCUACAAGUGUUCAGAGAAAUGUAUUCAUCAGGUAUCCAUGCAGAUGAUAUAACAUUCAUCGGAGUUCUAUCUGGUUGCAGUUACAGUGGAAAAGUGAAGGAAGGGAAGGAAAUAUUUGAUUCCAUGAAGUCAAAAUAUAAGAUUGAGCCAACCACUGCGCACUAUGCUUGCAUGGUUGAUAUGCUUGGGCGAGCUGGCCAACUGAAUGAGGCUUAUAAUUUGAUAAAUGAAAUGACUGUAGAGGCAGAUGCCAUUGUUUGGGGUUCUCUGAUGGGUGCAUGUAGGAACCACAUGAAUUCUGAUCUUGCAGAAGUUGCCGCGAAGAAGCUUGUCCAACUUGAACCCAAAAAUGCUGGUCCCUUUGUCCUAUUAUCAAAUAUCUACGCGUCAAAAGGUAGAUGGGGCGAUGUUGCUACGCUGAGGAAGAAGAUGAAAUGUAGGAAGGUUAGCAAAUCACCUGGUUGUAGUUGGAUUGAGGUGGACAAAGAGGUGCAUAUGUUUACUGGUGGACAGAGCACACCGCACCCUGAACAUAUGUUGAUUAUUAGAACGUGGGAGAAGCUAAGUGGAAUGUUAAGGGAAGCUGGAUAUAGCCCUGAUGGAGCCUUUUCCCUCCAUGAUGUGGAAGAGGAAGAAAAGGCACAAAACUUAACACAUCACAGUGAAAAGUUGGCUGUGGUGUUUGGACUUGUGAAAUUACCUGAAGGGGUACCUAUUCGAGUUAUGAAAAACCUGAGGGUUUGUGGAGAUUGUCAUACGGCUAUUAAAUUAAUCUCGAAGAUUACUGGACGUGAGAUUAUCUUGAGGGAUGCAAAUAGAUUUCAUCAUUUCAAAGAUGGACUUUGCUCGUGUAAUGAUUAUUGGUGAUUGGUGUUUCUUUUCAAUCUUAUCCUUUUCUCAGAAUCGUAAAGUGAAAAAUCCGAAGAGCAGUGUUAAUCCGGAACACCUAGUGAUGUUGAUGAUGUUGCUGACAUCUAGUGCUGAAUAUGGGACUGUGGCAAGUCAAGCCCAGAGAAUCAACUCUAGUGACUGCUGGCUUUAAUGGUGUGUAGUGCUGAUGUAUUCAAAUGAUAGUGUACCUGGGCAUUGUUCAAGCUAUAAUUUUGAUGGUAACAUUGAUGAACCAGUAUUAGAUGACGAUACUGUUCAUCUCACAUGUCUCUAUGGCCAUCUGAAUUGCAUCCAGCAGGUGUUGUUUAAAAGAUGAGCUAACUUGGAAGCAAAGGAUGCCAGCGCUGGAGGUGAGGUUAUUGCUCACUGUUACUCUUCGCCAUCUUGCACCUUAUGAUGCAUCCUUACUUGAUUUUUCUGAAACCCAACUUCUGCUAAUGAGCCAGGCCGUGUGAAAAGAAUGUUGGAGACUAUUGAUAUUGAAGGAGACACGGUAAGUCUAUCUUGCCGUGCUUCUCUCUUUGCACAUAAAGCAUUUCGGACUUGAGUAGUAAAUUACAAUCCUACAUCUCUAACUUUAUUUGGUUGAGUAGUAGUUGUGUAUUUGACAGAAAACCUUAUAUGAAAUUAUAAUAUUAGGUGACAGACUUCGAAGGAUA
Salvia splendens (bonfire salvia) is the source of this 3169-nucleotide messenger RNA. RefSeq names its product pentatricopeptide repeat-containing protein At1g56690, mitochondrial. The record is from RefSeq and is a predicted model, not a curated record. Bases 231 to 2486 code for a protein of 751 amino acids. Gene Ontology annotation, molecular function: protein binding; RNA binding; zinc ion binding. The transcript is spliced from 4 exons. Gene Ontology annotation, biological process: RNA modification. Lineage: Eukaryota; Viridiplantae; Streptophyta; Magnoliopsida; Lamiales; Lamiaceae.